CUGAUGCCCUAGGCGCGCCCCUACCGCUUCCCCUUGGCGGAGCCGCGAAGGCGAAGGCGGAGCGAGAGAGCGGAGGCGGCUGCAGAGGCGUCGGAGCCUGGCUAGGCGCGCCGGAGGCCCCGGCGGCGGCUCUAGGCUGAGCGCAGGCACGGGCGCCUCCGGGCAGCGACAGCGCGCGGCGCAAGGAUGCCCGGUUGGAGCGGUCCGUCGACGCUUGGCUGGCUGGCGGCGGCGGCAGGCUUGGACCUUUGAACGCGGCCGCGGAGCGCCUGGGGUGCGUGACAUGUCUGGUACCAUGAAAAGCCGAUGGGAUGCAGCUUGGCUCCUGCUUCUGGCAUUAAAGGCCUUUGGGCUGAAAGAAGGAGAUCAGGAUGCCUCCGUGGGUCUGCAGUGUUUAUGGAUACUACCCAACAAUGUUGUGAACUGCAGUUGGUCUGCUCUUGAUGUCAACUCCACCCCUGUCCUCUUCUACCAGAGCCACAAAUACCACCCAGGUCAGAUUCUCCAAGAGCAGGCUCAGCAGGAAAAGAACUGGCUGGUCACUGGGAAAGGCCAGCUGAUGCUGGGAGACCUCUACAGCGUGUGGCUGGAGACCCGUGGUGCUGCUGGGAUGGAAGCAUCCGAAAAGUUAAACUUCAGCCUGGAUGAGAUAGUGAAACCCCCUGCUCCUGACCUGGACCCUGUGGCAGUGAGUUCCUCUGGAGUUACCGUGAGAUGGACAAACCCUCACUGGUCAGAACACUUCGCUCAUCAGACUCUUGACUGUGAACUUCGGUACAAGACAUCCAAAGAUGAUGUGUGGACAUGUCUGGAUGCGGAGGACGUGUCCCAAGAAGGCCACGAACUUGAAGACCUGGAUCCGUUCACGUUGUACGAGGUGCAGGCCCGUUGCUUCCCAGGAGAUGGCCAGGGUUUCUGGAGUGAAUGGAGCCCUCCCCAACCCUUCAGGACCCCUGAGGCUGCUCCAUUGGGCCAGCUGGACGUGUGGCAGAAAGUUAAUCUUCCAGAGAAUCCGGAACAAAAGCGCCACCUUCUGUGGAAGGCUCUCGAUCAAGACACAGCCAGAGGGAACAUCCUGAACUAUGCUGUGGACUUCUUGGACAACCACAAGACCAUUGUGGCCAGUUUAGUGUGCGUUUGCUGCAAUGUUUCUGUCCCUGCCUCUGCCAGCUAUGCUCAGGUCUCAGCAUGCAAUUCUGCUGGGAAGACGCCACCUGCUAUCCUCAGCUUGGAACAGACAGAUCUCCCAGGCCCGUGGGAGGUUCGUGUGCUGCCCAUCCGGAGCCUGGGUCUCAACGUGACUUGGAAGUUCAGCCCAAGCGCGGGGGCAGCCCAGCCUGAGCAGUAUGUGGUGGAGUGGAGAGAAGAGGUUUCCAGUGAGCUGUUGAACUGGACGCGCAGGCCUGUCGGCUGCAGCACCGUUCUGCUGAGAGGUGACUUUCGACCCAAGGAACCUUACCUUGUGUCUGUUUAUGCGGUCUAUGCUCAAGGAAGCAACUCCUCAGCUCCUGUUCGAGCCUACUUCCAGGAAGGAGUUCCAUCUGCUGGACCCCAUGCAGUGCAGGACAGAAGCAUUUCUUCAACAGUCUCACUCAUCUCCUGGGAAGAGAUUCCCUUGGCAAAUCGGAGUGGGCUCCUCACACACUACACAAUCUACCUGAAGCCUCCCACCUCCAGGAGCCCCAAAGUGUACAGCCCCAUUGGUGCUACAGAAAGGAGCUACACUCUCGAGGGCCUGGAGCCUGGAAUGCCCUACCAGCUCUGGAUGACGGGCUCCACCUCUGCUGGGGAAGGCAUCGCCAGCCCUGUGCACCACUUCCGCACUCAUGGUGCCCACUGGCAAAUCUUCGUAGCGGUCCUCUUGAGUGUGGGAUUCUUGCUCCUUCUUGCCGUUGUUGUGAUGCUCAUUAUGCGUACACGGGUCUUGAGCUUUUGCCACAAAGUUCUGCCCUUGUGGUGCUGGGAGAGGGUUCCAGAUCCAGGACAUAGUCUUGUUCUCGUAAAGAUGGGGGUGCAGGGCGCAGCCCUUGCUAAGGAGGCUCCAUAUCAGGCCCCGGCCAAGCCCCCGGAGGAGACGGACGUUCUUGAAAUAACAGAGCCAGCCCCGCCACAGAUGAUUCAACCUGCUCCGGUGUUUUCUGGUUAUGAGAAGCAUUUCAUACCCACCCGUGAGGAGCUGCAGAGACUGGCUUGAAGAGAGGACGAGACUUCAGCUUCUAAGGACCCACGAGGGACAUGAAGGGGACGGAGGGUGGGGAGAGAGUCUUGUCUCAGUUCACCCCCAGUCCAGUGAGUGAGUGACUCACUUCCCACAAAGGUCUGUUUCUCAGGAAACCAGUAUCUCAGGAGAAGCUUGCUAUGCCAUCAUCUUUGGCUAGCAAAGGAUUAGUCUCUGUAGGGCUGUCAGUCCCAGAGGAACUAACCAAGCUUCUCGGCCCAAAUCGGCACGGCUGUGUCACCUUGUGCUGGAACCUUCUCAGGGAUAUUCUGCUCGGCUUCGGUUGGGGUGCUUUCUCUCCCCACCCUUUUGCACAUACCUGAUCUAAUGGAUCUGACAUAUCCUCUGAUGGAAAGGACAAAGCCCUGCCCCACCUGGCAGGUACUAAAGGCUUCCUUCAUCUGCCUUGGCUCAGGUUCAGAUUCCAUCAGAUCCUAUGAGAUGAACGGCUGCCUCUGGAACUGGGGGCCUUCUUGACUGUGGAAUGAUAUGUUGCAAGAUGGAGGCGUGCUUUCCUCUUUUCAUUUUUAAGGAAAGGUUGUAGAACUUCCUACCUACAUGGGGGAGAGGUGUUUGUUACUUAGG
Molecule: messenger RNA, 2803 nt
Organism: Eublepharis macularius
Lineage: Eukaryota; Metazoa; Chordata; Lepidosauria; Squamata; Eublepharidae
Gene: IL27RA
Product: interleukin 27 receptor subunit alpha
Exons: 15
Coding region: 284-2194 (636 amino acids)
Biological process (GO): positive regulation of activated T cell proliferation; cytokine-mediated signaling pathway
Cellular component (GO): external side of plasma membrane; interleukin-23 receptor complex; interleukin-12 receptor complex
Molecular function (GO): cytokine receptor activity; interleukin-12 receptor binding; interleukin-23 binding
Source: RefSeq, a predicted model, not a curated record